GGUCAGGACGGCCUUCAAAACUCCGAAGUAAAGAUCAAGAUUUGAGAAAGCAACGCAAACUAGUGUCAAGUCGAAAACACCCAUGUGGAUGAAGGAAGGGGCCUGCAUCACAUCGUAUGCAAGACGGAGGUGUUGAUCGCGCUACCUAACGCGCAAUCCCGGUCUCGCCAACCAUCCCAGCCUCGUUCACGCCGUUGCAUCUCACCCUCCAUCAUAACGCAACAUGGCUUCAUCAGAAACGACGCCGCUACUUCUGCGGAAUGACACACCGCCUGUCGACGCAGUACGACAGAAUGACAACGAAGCGCCCCGCAGACUGUUCGCUCGCAACCUCGGCGCUCUGGAUGGGUUCGCCCUGCUUAUCAGCAUCGUCAUCGGCUCUGGCGUCUUUUCAUCUCCUGGUCCGAUAGACGCCAAUGUACCAUCGCCAGGCGCGGGACUUCUAAUCUGGCUCUUGGGUGGCAUUCUGGCAUGGACAGGAGCGCUCACCAUGGCCGAGCUCGGCACCGCAAUCCCAGGAGAAGGUGGUAUUCAGCCCUACUUGACUCACAUAUUUGGCGAGUUCUGGGGCUAUAUGGCUGCAUGGAGUUGGAUUGUUGCCACUAUGCCGGCAACGCUUGCCAUUCUGAGUAUUGUCUUUGUCGAAAGCGUGUACUCCAGCUUGGGUGUCAACAACCCUACGCCACCAAUCACGCGCAAGAUGCUGUCUGUCUCGAUGCUCGCGGUCAUUACAACACUCAAUUCAAUCAGCACCAAGACAAGCACGAGACUGUCUGGUUUCUUCGUUGCGGUUAAAUUUCUGACUAUCUUCCUGCUUAUCAUUGCUGGAUUGGUGGUUGUGGUCAAGUAUAUUCUCACCGGCAACGAUAUCGGUGGGGUUGACUGGCGAAGGGAACAUUGGUUUGACCCAAGGCGGAACGCCCCAAGUCCUGAUGGAAGACCAGGCCAUUUUGACUGGAAAAGUGUAUCGACCUGGGAGUCACUCGGUUUCUAUAGCGCGGCUUUGUACGGAGCACUUUGGGCCUACUCGGGCUGGGACAAGGCAAAUUAUGUUGCUGCUGAGCUGCGUAAUCCCAAGGAGCAACUGCCGCUCUCCAUUAACACGGCAAUUCCCACGAUCAUCCUAAGUUACGUUGCCGCCAACGCGGUAUACUACAUUCUGUUGCCCUGGAAGUUAGUAUCUACUACAGAUGCUGCGGCAGUGACAGCGAUCGACCAUCUACUAGGCAAGGGUGGAGCCUACGCUGCAACCACCCUCAUUUGCCUGGUCAUCGCAGGCUCACAGCUUGGCAAUUCGUUCGUUGCAGGUCGCAUGACCGUUGCAGCCGCGAACAAGAAGUGGUUUCCUGCACUUUUCGGUACUGUGGGCCAGAUCGGCACCUAUAGAGUCUCCAAGAGCGCCGAGAACGAUGCCAGUGCCGAAGAUGCUAUGGGCCAGGGCGAGUCGCCAAUCAACUCCCUCGUGCUCAACUUUGUGGUCUCAUCGAUUUACAUUCUGCUCGGCAACAUGCGCAUCCUGUUGACCUUGAAUGGACUAGCGGAGUAUACCUUCUUCUUUCUUACCGUGCUUGGCGCCAUCAUCCUGCGGUUCCGGGAGCCAGAGCUGAAGAGACCAGUGAAGCCGUUCAUCUUGAUUCCUAUCCUGUUUGCCCUGGUAAGCGGGUUCGUCGUCGUCAGAGGUGCGGUAUUCGCACCUAUUCAAGCUGCCAUUUUGAUCGGAAUCUGGGCAGUUGGAGCGAUCUUCUAUUACGUGAGGAAGCGGAUGCUGGGCUGACUCAGCCGAGCAAGCUAAGCACGACAAUGAUAGCGUGGCCGGACACCGAGGUGAAGGUCAGUCAUUACGUGACUGGCAGGGAUUGAAUUGAGAAAGCCACCAAUCGGAAGUUUCUGUGGAGAUUCUCUUCGGCUUCCUUGCACGAAACCAGCUGUGUUUGUACAGAUUGCCAUGGACGCGUCUCCCUUUAUCGACCUCACCUCUAAUGAAGACUCCUCGCUGCUGCCGCUCAUUUGCGCCGAUCACGUGUUCCGGCCCACCUAACUCCCCCAGGGUCAAGCUCUAGAGAGGGCCCGUCUCGAGCCAUGGUAGUCGUACGCCUUCUCCCAGGUCCCGGGCAUCGAAUCGAAAUCAAUGUACACCUAAGAUCUUUCGUGAACACUCUCG
Didymella exigua CBS 183.55 is the source of this 2161-nucleotide messenger RNA. Its product is annotated as solute carrier family 7 protein. Gene Ontology annotation, molecular function: L-amino acid transmembrane transporter activity. Gene Ontology annotation, biological process: amino acid transmembrane transport. Gene Ontology annotation, cellular component: membrane. The transcript is spliced from 4 exons. The coding region runs from base 224 to 1774 and encodes 516 amino acids. The record is from RefSeq and is a predicted model, not a curated record. NCBI's taxonomy places the organism in Eukaryota, Fungi, Ascomycota, Dothideomycetes, Pleosporales, Didymellaceae.